AUGGCUGCCAACGGGGCAACUCCCGACUGCGAUAUCAAGGAAGAUGUUGCAAAGUUUGAUGGAUCAUUCGCCCCCAAAGCGAGGCCAACUGAGCCUCUAUCUGGCCCGUGGUACACAAACCGUGACUAUCUUAUUGGCGGUUGGUCAGAUCCUUCCAUCUGGAAAGCUGCAUUUAUCGAAGCGGUCGGUACAUCAGGCCUUGUAUAUGUGUCUGGAAAUAUUAGCACCACCCUUCUCAGUUAUGAUACCAAGCAGGUCGGUGCUUAUAUCGGUCUAUCGAAUGUGUUUUUGAUUAGUAUUUUUAUCUACGCAACUGCCGCAACCACUGGAGGCCAUCUCAAUCAAAUGAUUACGUUUUCAGCCAUUUUCUCGGGCAUCUGUCCUAUUUCAAGAGGAACUCUCUAUAUAUGCGGUCAGACUCUGGGCGCAGCAGUUCAUGGAGGUGGUUGCUUUUAUAAUACCACCACUAUUUCGUCGGGGGAGGUCUUUCUUAAUGAAGUAUUCGCUUCCUUGGUGCUGCUCUUCCUAUCGUAUGGUGUGGGUCUCGACCCGAGACAAGCAGUUGUUUUCGGCCCUCGCCUUGGCCCUCUUCUUGUUGGCUCCUCUCUGGGAAUUCUAUCAUUUGCCACCAGUGGAAUUGCCCCGGGGUACGCCGGAGCUCAGAUGAAUCCUGCCAGGUGUUUCGCAUUUGGCGUCGCGAGGAGAGACAUGUCAGGACAAUGGAUUUGGUGGUUUGGGCCAGCGAUUGCUGCACUUUUACAGGCGCUUAUAUAUAGCCUGGCCCCGCCUGCGCCUCGCCCAAAGGCAAAGAAGGAUUCGCUGCCAGCACUUCCUGUUAUGCAUCCAUGCGAUAAGUCUCGUUGUGUCUAA
This is a messenger RNA of Aspergillus caelatus, 870 nucleotides long. Its product is annotated as aquaporin-like protein. Lineage: Eukaryota; Fungi; Ascomycota; Eurotiomycetes; Eurotiales; Aspergillaceae. Bases 1 to 870 code for a protein of 289 amino acids. Gene Ontology annotation, biological process: transmembrane transport. Gene Ontology annotation, cellular component: membrane. The transcript is spliced from 5 exons. The record is from RefSeq and is a predicted model, not a curated record. Gene Ontology annotation, molecular function: channel activity.